CCGAGGGGCGCGCAUACAGAUGUGAUGCUGCAGCGGAACUAGUGCUUGUUGACACGCCGCCCGUGGUGGUUUGCCGUGUGGAGCCUCUCUGAAGGAAUAACGUGGACUCACCUCACCGCCAGCCUUGUGGGUGUCAUUAGCCGUGUGAAGUUUAAGGUCUCUAAUGGGCACCGGCCCUGGAGCACCUGUGGUCUGAGUCAGCCACACAAGACUUCUCGUGGGAAAAGGGGACACGUUGCAUUUGGUGGUUCCAGGUUCCACUGAUGUCUCCUCAGCUCCUUGCUUCAGCAUCAUUCUCUUUCUGGCUGAUGGUGUGUUUGCUGCUCGGUGUCGUCCUGCUGCUGUCCACAGGAGUCCAUGGCCAAGGUCGUCUUAAGCUGACGGUCCUGUCUGAGGACAGACUGCAGAUGAAAUGGAAGGAGGCUGACGGACCCGUUCAGGGCUACAAGGUCAGAGUGAGACCCAUCUCAGAGGUGCCGCAGCCCGAGCUGAUGCUGACCACCACACGGGGCCGGGCGACGGUGGCGGGACUGGACUCGAGUCAGGAGUACGCGCUCCAAGUCCUCGUGCUCAAUGGGACGACAGAGAAACUCCUCGCAAAGCGGAGAUUCACCAUGGAGGGUCUACGGGAGGAGGAAGCGAUCCGCAGUGGUAGUCGAGAUCAGAAGAAGAAGAUGUUGCCAGGCGGUUCGGGGUCAGGAGACCUGGACGAGGCAACGGAGGCUCUGACUGGCUUGCCGACAAUUCUGUAUCCAGACCCCGCCACCACCAUCAGCACCAGCACCACCGCAGCCCCUACAGAGCCCCCGGUCCCAGAAACCCCCUCCCAGCCCCCCGACGAGGCCCAGGAGAAAACCACCAAAGAGAAGAGGAAGCGUAAGAAGGAGAAAGAGCGGGAUCGUUCUAAGGGGGAGGAGAAGGAGGAGCAGGGGACGACGCAGGGCAAAGCCCCAGAGGAGAGACCCCGGAAGGCCCCCUUCCCUACCCAGCCGGUGACAGGUACGUCUCCAAGGAAACCGUUUGAGUGUGACAGCGUGGCAGCGGCCGACAUCGUGUUGUUGGUGGACGGCUCCUGGAGCAUCGGGCGCGCCAACUUCAGACGGGUCCGAGACUUCUUGGAGGGCCUGAUGAUGCCCUUCCACAUCGGGCCGGACCACAUUCAGAUCGGUCUGACCCAGUACAGCGGAGACCCCCGCACUGAGUGGCAGCUCAACAGCUUCACAACUAAAGACCAGCUGUUGGAGGCAGUGAGGAAUUUCAGAUAUAAAGGAGGAAACACUUUUACAGGCCAGGCGCUGCUCCAUGUCAUGGAGAACAACAUGAGGGCCGAGGCGGGCGCCAGGUCAGGCGCGCCCGUUUUCCUGGUCUUGUUGACCGACGGGAAAUCUCAGGAUGACGCCAUUGCUGCGGCGAACCGGCUAAAGAGCGCCGGCGUGGAGAUCAUCGCCGUGGGCGUAAAGAAUGCCGACGAGGCCGAGCUGAGACAAGUGGCAUCGGAGCCGGUGGAUCUGAACGUCUACAAUGUCAACGACUUCCCGCUGCUCAUCAAACUGGUGGGCCGGCUAGUUCACAUCCUGUGUGGGAGGAUAGAGGACCGUGGCAUCUCAAAACGAAUGGAGCCCGGGCCCACGGCUGACCCGUACCUCUCCCACCCCGGUCCCACCGACCUCCGCUUCUCUGAACUGGGCUCCAGAGAAGUCCAGCUUCACUGGACCAAUCCCACCAAGCCAGUGCGGCAGCACCGAGUGGUCUACCACAGCGCCGAGGGUCAGACUCCACAGGAGGUGGUGUUGGCCGGCUCAGAGUCCACUGUGCUGCUGCAAGGCCUCUCCUCUCAGACGCUGUACCACGUGUCCAUCUUCCCCGUGUAUGAAGACACUGUUGGCCUGGCGCUCAGAGGAACUGUCACCACACUGCCCCUCGCCAUCCCCACCGACCUGGAGGUGACCCCUUCCUCCUUCAGCACGCUGAGGGUGAGUUGGGGCUCAGCGCCCGGUGCAACACAGUACAUGAUCCUGUACUCGGCCCUCAACCACGGGGAGCCGGAUGACGCCAAGGAGGAGAAGUUCAGUGCAGAACAGACGGGAGGGGUGGAGCUGGCAGGGUUACUGCCGGCGACCGACUACUCCGUCACCCUCUAUGCUCUGUAUGACGAGGACCCCAGCGACCCCGUCACUGCUGUGGCCACCACAUUACACGUCCCACCACCAGUGAGCGUUCAGUUCCCGAUGGUCACGCACAGUAUGCUGAGGGUGAGCUGGGUGCCCGGAGCUGUGGAUGUCCCCGGCCACAGAAUCACCUACAGCACCAACCACGGCAGCGACGUCAAGCAGGUGGAGGUAGCUGGACUGAACUCAGUGGUGGUGCAGAACCUCUCGUCACUCUCCAGAUAUCUGGUAUCAGUCCAGUCUCACUACCCUCUGGGCCUGUCGGCAGCACUCACCAGUAACGUCACCACACUGAAGGUGCCUUCCCCAUCAGACUUCAGGGUGUCCAAUUUCUCGGGCAGUGACAUCACCGUGCGCUGGGAGUCUGCAGCCGAUGACGUCGUCUCUUACCUCAUCAAGUGGAUCUCCCUAAGCGGAGGAGACCUGAGACAGCUGAGGACGGGAGGCGAGAGCGAAGGGGCGAUCCUGGAGGGUGUGGAGGACGAUAAGGAAUACCAGAUCUCUUUGUCUGCACUUUAUGGCGAUGGAGCUCAGAGCGAAGCUGUGGCCACACGCUACAGCACCUUGUCUGGCGGGGGCCCAUCCAGAAUAUUGGUUACCGAGGAGACGGCCGUCAGCUUGGUGGUCAGCUGGGUUCCUCCGAACGCUCACGUGCUCCAGUACCGCGUGUCCUACACUGCGCUGACUGCAGCCGAGACCCAGGACAGCACCGUCGUGGUCCCGGGUGCUGAGAAGCGGGUGACGCUGGAGUCGUUACAGCCAGAUACUCGGUACAGCAUCCUGGUGACCGCUGAGUACCGCAACAGAGAGGGAGGCAGUGGUUCUGCUCAGGGAAAAACCGCAAGUCUGCGGGUGAGCAGUGUGAGUGUGGUCCGGUCAGACCACUCCAGUAUCUGUGUGUCUUGGAGGCCCGUGUCUGCUGUCGAUGGAUAUCGUAUCGUCAUCCAGUCAGUCAAAGACAAGCAAGCAAAGGAAGAGGCGGUGGAUGAGUCCAGCAGCAGUCAGUGCUUCACUGAUCUGGAACCAGAGACUCUGUAUCGCAUCAGCGUGCACUCUCUUCUGGGCUCAGCAGAGGGCGCCGCCGUCUCCAUUCUCCAUCCAACAGCCACAGCUCCCGCAAGAAUCCCCAUCCACCCCCGGAUGUACCCCGUCCACAACGAAGUCUGCCCCGAAGUCACCAUCAGAAACAGCUUUGUCAAAGGAUUUGACAUGAUGGAAGCCUUCGGCCUGACCGAGACGGCCCACUCGUCUGUGGAGGGCGUCGCGGCCGAGCCCUUCGCGUUCAACGACCUCCCCACGUACACUCUGUACAGAGACGUCCAGCUGACACAGAGCACCAGGUUCAUCCACCCUGCAGGUUUCUCGCCUGAACACACCAUCAGCAUCGGCUUCCGCGUGCUGCAGGAGACUCCCCGGGAGCCCUUCGCCCUCUGGCAGCUCACCGACAACGACUUCCAGCCCAAGAUGGGAGUGGUGCUCGACCCGACCACCAAACACCUGGUGUACUUCAGUCUGGACUACAGGGGAGAAGUGCAGGAACUGACCUUUGACCAGCAGCAGGUUCACCGGCUGUUCUAUGGCAGUUUCCACAAGGUGCACCUGUCGGUCAGCCAGGUGAGUGUGUCCUUGUCCGUGGACUGCCAGCGCGUGGGGGAGAGGCCUGCCCGCCCUCUAGGCAGCCUGCCCACCGACGGCUUUGAGAUGCUGGGAAAACUGGUGAAGACCAGAGGACCCAAUAGUGGAUCCGCACCGUUCCAGCUGCAGUCCUUUGAGAUCGUCUGCAACACGUCGUGGGCUUCAGAGGACACCUGCUGUGACCUGCCAGGGGUGAGAGAUGAGGAGAGCUGCCCCGUCCCGGCCUACACCUGCACCUGCUCCUCCGACGUCCCCGGAGCCCCCGGCUCCCCUGGACCCAUCGGGAAGCCAGGUCCUCGGGGUGAGAAAGGCGUGAAGGGAGAGCCGGGACAAAAGGGGGAGGUGGGUCCUGCAGGAAAGCCUGGCUUUGAAGGAGGUCUUGGACCCCUGGGCAGCACGGGGCCCCGGGGCAUGGCCGUGCAGGGUAAAGCGGGUCCGCCUGGUGCACGAGGGGAAAAGGGAGAUCCCGGGCGACCAGGGGUUCAGGGUUUACCAGGACCUCCGGGUGCAGCAGGAGAGGUGGGGAUUCCAGGCCCUCAGGGCAUUCGGGGGCUUGAAGGAAACAUCGGUGGACCAGGCCUCACUGGCCCCCGGGGUUUCCAGGGAAUGCCCGGACACCCGGGGCCUUUAGGGGACAGAGGCUUCUCAGGACCGGCGGGACCUACGGGUUUGCCUGGAGCUAAAGGGGAGCGAGGAGAGAAGGGGGAGCCUCAGUCCAUGGCCAUGAUCUACCAACUGGUCACACAGGCCUGUGAGCAACUGGUGCAUAAGGAGGUGUUGAAACUUGACUUGUUCAUUAACGAGAUGAGUCGAAAGCCUGCUCCCAUAGAGGAGCCUGUGGGGCCCCCCGGGGAACCUGGUAUUCCAGGGCCGAGGGGCCCACCGGGCCCCAGAGGCACCCAGGGGCGUGUCGGCCUGAGGGGGACCACUGGCAGGGGUGGAUAUCCUGGAGAACAGGGAAGAAGAGGUUUGCCCGGGGGCAAAGGGGACGCAGGGCCCAAUGUCCAGGGGCCCAUAGGGGUCAAAGGAUUUGCAGGUCCUCCAGGGGAGUCCAAGCUGGGCAGCUUAGGUCCCAAAGGAGCAGAUGGUAAAGCAGGCGCCCCAGGGACCGCCGGACCCCCUGGACAGCCGGGCGAGGGCGGACCACCGGGUGUGUGCGACAGCAGUGGAGGCUGCCAACGGGUUCCCCCGCAAACAGAAGACCCGUAUUAUGGCUACCAGCCCUGAGCGACUAGCAACAAGCAGGCAGCGACGCUGAAGGGACUGACGUCGCUUUAAAAUGACUAUAUUUCUUUCUUUGGAGCUGAAUGGCCGCGCAGGAAUGGAGCUGAAACUAAAGAGCAGAUCUGAAGAGGUUUGCUGGGAUGAACUUGCCACUGACUGACGCUGAAGCCUCACAAGCUUCCUGGUGAAUAAAGGAAACAGUAGUGUUACUAUUUUCUUUGACUGAGAAAUGAACCAAGAAUAAGUAGGAAGCUCUCUGAUAUAGAAUAGUGUUUUGACAAACAGCAUCAUAAAGGGACUAUUUUCUCAACGGCAUCAGUCAAGUGCUGUCUUAUACACUAUAAUCGCACUGAAACCUUUUUUCACUAUUUUUAUGUAUUCAUGCACUGUAUCAAUCCCAUGUCGUUUAGCCAUCCGGGUUUCAUUUCUACAUGUUUUAUUUGCCAUGCUAACCUUAACUGCCUCAAUGAGAAUGAAAAGGUAUUAUCCAUGGUGUAAAGGCUUCAUUUUUUUCCAUGGUAUAAAAUACACUGUGAGAAUGUU
Molecule: messenger RNA, 5570 nt
Organism: Gasterosteus aculeatus aculeatus (three-spined stickleback)
Lineage: Eukaryota; Metazoa; Chordata; Actinopteri; Perciformes; Gasterosteidae
Gene: col20a1
Product: collagen type XX alpha 1 chain
Molecular function (GO): protein binding
Source: RefSeq, a predicted model, not a curated record